Salvelinus sp. IW2-2015 is the source of this 1207-nucleotide messenger RNA. Its product is annotated as transcription factor COE3-like. The record is from RefSeq and is a predicted model, not a curated record. Gene Ontology annotation, biological process: regulation of transcription by RNA polymerase II. Gene Ontology annotation, molecular function: DNA-binding transcription factor activity, RNA polymerase II-specific; RNA polymerase II cis-regulatory region sequence-specific DNA binding. NCBI's taxonomy places the organism in Eukaryota, Metazoa, Chordata, Actinopteri, Salmoniformes, Salmonidae.
GUUUAGAGUUUUGGCUCCCGGGAAAGAUUUCAGUCCUCGGGGAAAGAGGGCUUAGUUUUGCAUGUUCCCAUCCAUCCUGCACGACGCGAAAGGCCCCUUAUCCACCUCUCCUGCGUACCGGGAACACCUCCACGGUGAUCAGCUUCUGCGUGUGUUUGUCUUUUGGUGAAGCAGCACCUUUCCAUUUCAGGAGUGGUUUAUUCAACAGUGUCCUGAAGGUUUUGGAUGUGGUGCUUCAGGGAUGUCGCUACUUUGAGAGCAUCAUCCACACACAACAACCAUCGAAUUUUUUUUGUCAAUAAGCAUAACAAAAAGAAGGAACAAUAGCCUAAAAAAAUCAUAGUCUGUUGAACAAGUCACUUUUCCGGUCUGUGGAUACCACACCAACUAAGUAGAGUACUUUGAGAAUUGUUCACAUCGCUGCAACCCAGGACGGACUGAAGAGGGAGGCGAGACCUGAGGACCGGGUUUUUUCACCUUGCAAGGCUGAUACCGCACUUACGACAUCCCGUAAACCCUCAAGGAUAACACUUUUGGACGUUUAUUUACCCAAUUUCACAGGAGGCUCAUUGCACGUAAAUUGUUCUAAAUGUUCGGGAUUCAGGAAACUAUAUCGCGGGGUGGGACAACGAUGAAGGAGGAACCGCUGGGUGGGCUGAAUUCAGUCCGCUCAUGGAUGCACACAGCUGGGGUGGUUGAUGCGAACACAGCCGCCCAAAGCGGUGUUGGCUUGGCGCGGGCACACUAUGAAAAGCAGCCGCCUUCCAACCUCAGAAAAUCCAAUUUUUUCCAUUUCGUCCUGGCACUGUACGACAGACAGGGUCAACCCGUUGAGAUUGAAAGAACAGCUUAUGUGGACUUUGUGGAGAAAGAUAAAGAACCAAACGGUGAAAAAACGAACAAUGGGAUCAUUUACAAAGUACAGUUGUUGUACAGCAAUGGCGUCAGAACAGAACAGGAUAUUUUCAUACGGUUAAUCGAUUCCAUGACGAAGCAGGCGAUUAUAUAUGAGGGUCAAGACAAAAACCCUGAAAUGUGCAGAUGUCUUCUUACACACGAAAUUAUGUGCAGCCGGUGUUGUGAUAAGAAGAGCUGUGGCAACAGGAACGAGACUCCGUCAGACCCUGUGAUCAUCGACAGGUGGGUUGACUCCAACCUUCUGGUCAACUCUACGGGAACUGUGGCUGAUUGCUCUGUGAGCAGGUGA